UUAAAACCUCACCUUGCUCUCUGCCGUGGCGGUUCCUCAGCAGGGACUGGGAGCUGAUCUAACACCGGGAUUUGUGCAGGAUGUGAGGGAAACAGCGCCGCUGUCAUGACGGCCGCAGGAGGGGAAGACGUGGCUGAGGACAGCAGCAGUACACCAACACCGCCAUGGAGGUGGAGGGCACGACAGAACCGGACUACGUGGACGUGGAUCAGGGCAUGACCUUGGUCUGCAUCGCCUUCCUCUGCCUGCUGCUGGUGGCCAUGAUCAUCCGCUGCGCCAAGGUCAUCAUGGACCCUUACAGCGCCAUUCCCACCUCCACAUGGGAGGAGCAGCACCUGGAUGACUGAUAUGGCCAUAUGUACGAGCACCGUCGGUAUAUCACCAUGA
Messenger RNA from Synchiropus splendidus (mandarinfish), 387 nucleotides. Its product is annotated as cortexin domain-containing 1 protein-like. Bases 165 to 347 code for a protein of 60 amino acids. Lineage: Eukaryota; Metazoa; Chordata; Actinopteri; Syngnathiformes; Callionymidae. The record is from RefSeq and is a predicted model, not a curated record. The transcript is spliced from 2 exons.